This is a messenger RNA of Liolophura sinensis, 2609 nucleotides long. RefSeq names its product striatin-interacting protein 1 homolog. Gene Ontology annotation, cellular component: cytosol. NCBI's taxonomy places the organism in Eukaryota, Metazoa, Mollusca, Polyplacophora, Chitonida, Chitonidae. Bases 12 to 2405 code for a protein of 797 amino acids. The transcript is spliced from 21 exons. The record is from RefSeq and is a predicted model, not a curated record. Gene Ontology annotation, biological process: cytoskeleton organization.
GUCAGAAAAACAUGGAGGAAGUUGGCGGAAGAAAAGGACUUCCAAAAUUACGAGAUCUGUUGCGGAGGCAACGGACAGACUCCGAUGUCAUGAAUGACACCCCAGAUCUGGAGUUUAUUUAUGAAGAUGCUGAUGUCUACCAAGCAGAAAUUGCAGAGCUGUAUAGCUAUACAGAAGAGCCAGAACUACAGCAGAAUCAGAAGUACUUUGAGGAAGGAUUUUCAGACAGAGGUCGGUGGGUGGCAGCUUCAGAGCUGGUGAGAAGGAAACAUGUGGUUGACUUACAGAACGAGUUGGAGGUAGCAGAUAAGGAGAGACGAACAGCUGCUGUCAGGUCCAUACUCUACUUAUGUCAAGGUAAUUUUGGUGACUGUGAAAAUGAGGAGGAGCAGGCUAUGUGGGCUCGUAACAAUGUCUUUCUGCUCUAUGAAGUUGGCAUCUUCAGUUCAUUUGUGGAACUGUUGUCGAUGGAAGUGGAGAACAGCACUGCUGCUUCUUCUGCCCUGCGGAAACCUGCAGUGUCUGUAGCAGACAGUGCUGAGCUGAGGUUUAUCAUUAAUGUGCUGUACACAAUGGUGGAGACAAUGAGAGUUGAGGAAGAGAAUGAUUCUGAUGAACAGAAGAAGCUCAGGGAAAUGUUCAAAACGGAUCUCAGUCAAUCUGUCAUAGGGGAGGAAAUCCUACCUGUUACCCUGUUCAACAUGGUGACACGGUUCUGCAGCGGCAGUGCACCCCACUUUCCCAUGAAAAAGGUUCUCCUGCUCCUCUGGAAAGUCGUCCUGGUUUCUUUGGGUGGUCUGAGGCGUCUUCAGGAGACCAAGAAUGAGGUGCGGGAGAGGAAUGGAUUACCUCCCCUUCCUGAGGACACCUAUGAGGUGUGCAAAAACAUGAGGGCUUCAUCUCCGCCAGCAAAUGCUGCAGACCUUAUCGAACAGCAGAUCCCCAAGACUCAUUGGAGGGGAGGAAAGCGGACGCUUGAGGAGGAAACUGACAAGAGUUUGAUGAAGCAAAACAGCUUGGACGAGCAGUUCGACACACUGAAUGGUGGUGAUGAAGACCUAAUGAAGGAGCUUGAAACAGCCCGUGGCAGUGACGAUGAACUCCCUCCCACUCCACCACGCCCCUCAACACCCUCUGUUGCACCUAAAUCAUUACCAUGGAAACCUAAAGUCAGGCAAAAGGACCUGGAGAUGUUCCUUGAUCACACGCGUGCCAAGUUUGUUGGGUUCCAGGUGAGAACUGACCACUCCUCCCUAGCAGGCCUUCCUCAUCCCAUACAUGAAGGUGUCAAGGUGCUUAAACAGCAUCUGUACACAUCUCUGUCAGAGCUUCAGGUGAAGGAAGAGGAGACAAUCAACAGAAACCCACUCUCUAAGCACGAGAAGGAGAUUGUGGAGACCCCAGCUGAGAUCUUAUACACAGGCAUGCUCCCAAGUCUACCACAGUAUAUGAUUGCCCUGCUGAAGAUAUUACUCGCAGCUGCUCCUACAUCAAAAGCAAAGACAGACUCUAUCAACAUUCUGGCAGAUGUUUUACCAGAGGAAAUGCCGACCACAGUGCUUCAGUCGAUGAAGCUGGGAAUUGAUGUGAACCGUCACAAAGAGAUUAUUGUUAAGGCUAUAUCAGGACUGCUAUUACUGUUACUGAAACAUUUUAAACUAAACCAUAUAUACCAGUUUGAAUUCAUGAGCCAGCAUUUGGUGUUCGCAAAUUGUAUUCCGUUGGUCCUCAAAUUCUUCAACCAGAACAUAAUGUCAUAUGUUGGAGCGAAAAACAGUAUUCCUCUGAUAGACUUUCCAUGCUGUGUCAUUGGAGAGCCACCCGAGUUGACUGCAGAAAAUCUUGAAAAUGGAGAAAACCAAGCUUAUUGUUGGCGUAACUUGUUUUCGUGUAUAAACUUACUUCGAAUACUUAAUAAACUGACAAAGUGGAAGCAUUCUAGAACUAUGAUGUUAGUGGUUUUUAAGUCUGCGCCUAUCCUGAAGAGAGCCCUGAAAGUGAAACACGCCAUGAUGCAGCUGUAUGUGCUCAAACUGCUGAAGAUGCAAACCAAAUACCUAGGCCGCCAGUGGAGAAAGAGUAACAUGAAGACCAUGUCUGCCAUCUACCAGAAGGUUCGCCACCGUCUCAAUGAUGACUGGGCUUAUGGAAAUGAUAUGGAUGCUAGACCAUGGGAUUUCCAAGCUGAGGAGUGUGCACUUCGAGCAUGUGUAGACCGUUUCAAUAACCGUCGCUAUGGGAAUAAUGGCAUGGACCCGGAGUUUAACCCUGUAGAUAACUGUAUCUUGAGUGUGCUAGGAGAGAACAUUGAAUUGAGUGAUGAAUUCAAGCGAAACUAUGAGAUUUGGUUGGAUAUGGAAGUAUUCUCUAAUCAAAUUGACUGGGAUCAGAUUCUGUUACACUGAAAUUAAUUAACUUAGUGCUCAGUUUAUCUUAGAUAGGUUGAUUUUAAUUUUGAAUUUUUUGGAGACAUGAAAUCAAAAGGUUGCCUUCAGACAGUUUGAUUUUCGGGAGAGCACCUUAAUGUUUUAUCAGACAAUUAUUUAUCCUGUUUUGUCAAUACUGGUGCCUUUUUUCCCUCUUGUGAAUAAAUUUAAAAAAUGAUGGAA